AUGGGUAGCACUGAUAGUACUGCGACUUCCGAGAAGGUUUUCUCACCACCAAUCUGGAGGCCAAAUGAACGGAAGUCAAAAAAAGAAAAUGUCACAAGCUUUCUUUUGUAUACCAUUGAAAUGAAGAUGAAGAUGUACAUGCAUCUAGAAUUCGUUGAACAAGGGAAUUCGAAGGUAGAGAACAAAAAAGAAAUAGGGGAAACAAGUAAUAAGAGAAUACGGGGUGUUGAGAGAGAUGGAUGUGGAGAAUGGCUUGUUAUCAUUGUUGAUUCAGACAAUGAUGAAGGGGAAAUUAAUGGCAAGGAGGGUGUUGGUGUAGAAGAGAAAAUAGAGGAAGAUGAAGAAGAAGAUGAUAGUGAGGAAGACGAAGAGAGUGAUGAAAGUACUAAAAGUGAUGUGAAUUCUGACUCAGAAACUAAAUCUGAGAAAGAAGUUGUUGCUAAUUUAGAUGUAGAAAUAGAAUCAAGUGGGGAGAGCUAUAAUGAGGAUGAUGAUGAGGACACUGGUUCAGACUCUUCUCUUGGGAACAAUCAAGAAGGAAAUCCAGAGACAAGUAAAGAUUCUUCAAUGUUUCAUAUGAAGAUUUUUGAUUGA
This is a messenger RNA of Chenopodium quinoa (quinoa), 594 nucleotides long. RefSeq names its product pheromone-processing carboxypeptidase KEX1-like. NCBI's taxonomy places the organism in Eukaryota, Viridiplantae, Streptophyta, Magnoliopsida, Caryophyllales, Amaranthaceae. Bases 1 to 594 code for a protein of 197 amino acids. The transcript has a single exon. The record is from RefSeq and is a predicted model, not a curated record.